AUAAAAUACACUCUAAAGUUUGAUUUCAAAUAAUAUAUAUUUAAAAUACUUAAAAACUUUCAGAUUUCAAGGUGAAUAAAUUAAAAACUAUUGAGGAUGAAUAUUUAGUAACUAUUUCUUACUUACUAAGCAAGCGUUUCUUCGUAAAGAUCAAUCUCGACAAAAAGAAAGUGAAAAAUUCGCAUCAUUUUCAAAUUUUAGUGAAAAUGUCGCUUUUAAAACAGUCACCUGGAUCGGCAGAUAUAAGUUCUUACAGAGAUCAACAUUUUAAGGGAAGUAGAUCUGAACAAGAGAGACUUCUAAAACAGAGCACUACAUUGUAUAUUGGAAAUUUGUCAUUCUACACAACAGAAGAGCAGAUUCAUGAACUGUUUAGUCGGUGCGGCGAUGUAAAAAGAAUCAUCAUGGGGCUUGACAAAGUCAGGAAAACACCGUGUGGCUUUUGUUUUGUGGAAUAUUAUACCAGACCUGAUGCAGAAAAUGCUAUGAGGUAUGUGAAUGGUACUCGACUUGAUGACAGAAUUAUCAGAACAGAUUGGGAUGCCGGAUUUAAAGAAGGGAGGCAAUAUGGCAGAGGAAAAACUGGUGGCCAGGUUCGAGACGAAUAUCGUACAGAUUUUGAUGAAGGACGAGGAGGUUACGGAAAAAUUGUUGCAACAAAAAUACGACCAAGGGAUUCUUUGUGACAGCCUGAUGUUGUGCUGGACAUUUACAUAAACUUUAUUAUGAUAGAGACAGAGAUUAACUGUGGAACAAGAAGUAACAUCCACCUCAUAAUUUUGUAAUUCAUCUCUUGACUAACACAUGAGUUAAUUGAGUGUUGAAUGAAUUAGUAUGGAAGAAAGUUGAUGAAAGAAGAUGGAAAGAAGGAAACAGCUUCACCAGUACAGGGGGGCAAUCAGCAUUUUUGAAGAGUUUAAUGUAUGUAGAAUUAAUAUUUUAAAGAUCAAAUAUUGUAUAGCAGAACUAUAGUGACAAACUUAAAAAUGCUUGUCAAGAACUGUAUAGAUGGUCAUUUAAAAAAAAACACUUUAAAAAAAGUGUAAAAUGUUUGAAACAGGGUCAUAUCUCGGACUUAAAGUUUACAGAAUUAAGCCCCUUUUCCAACUUAGAAAAUUUUGGUAAAUCAGUUGUAUGUAAGCUAGUAUUCUGUAGAGUGGUCUCAAAUUGUGAAGCACACUGUCAGUAGACAGCUCUUGUUUUUACUUUAAAAUCAGGCUUAAAGUUUUGUUAUGUUUAAAUUAAAAUUGAUGCACAUGAUUGAAUGUGUGGGAUCUAUGGAUUAAUUGCAGAAUGCUUCAUUCAUAAAUUGUUCUCGAGAAUCAUUAUAAAUACAGUAGUGGUUUUUAUACAGCUAGAUUUAAAAUAGACUCAUUUGCAUUCUAAAAACAAUGAGCUCAUUCAACUUUUUUUGCCUGUGUAAAUUUCUGAUACAGUUUACAUAUUUCUUAUUCUCAGUAAGAUAGAUAUCUUUUAUUGUCUAGAAGCUCUCAAACAGAAAGUAUGUCAUAAUACCUUGAUGUAGUUUAGCACAUUUUGUUCAAGAUUUGCUCUGUAUGACAUCUGUUUAUAGCUAAAGAAAAAUGUUAUCAUUUCCACUUUAGAAUUAAAUAUGUUGUUUUA
This is a messenger RNA of Mercenaria mercenaria, 1623 nucleotides long. Its product is annotated as nuclear cap-binding protein subunit 2-like. Gene Ontology annotation, biological process: mRNA cis splicing, via spliceosome. The coding region runs from base 207 to 686 and encodes 159 amino acids. Gene Ontology annotation, molecular function: RNA cap binding. Gene Ontology annotation, cellular component: nuclear cap binding complex. The record is from RefSeq and is a predicted model, not a curated record. The transcript is spliced from 4 exons. Lineage: Eukaryota; Metazoa; Mollusca; Bivalvia; Venerida; Veneridae.